Sorex araneus (European shrew) is the source of this 2721-nucleotide messenger RNA. RefSeq names its product C1q and TNF related 6 (gene C1QTNF6). The transcript has 3 exons. The coding region runs from base 191 to 964 and encodes 257 amino acids. Gene Ontology annotation, molecular function: protein binding. Lineage: Eukaryota; Metazoa; Chordata; Mammalia; Eulipotyphla; Soricidae. The record is from RefSeq and is a predicted model, not a curated record.
GCGACAGCCGAUUCUCCCGGACAUGGGCCGGCCGGCCAGAGGCCACGCAGCCCCGGGGCUGUGAGCCGGGGGGGCCGCGGAGCUCCGGAGGACCGUGGGGGGCUGCGCAGGCGUGUCCAGUCCCCGGGCACCCCGAGGCGCCGGGAUCACGGGCGUCUGCCUCUCCUGUUGUUGGCUCCAGGUCGCCGCCAUGGGGACCGUAGCCCUGGGCCUCCCCUGGGCGGUGCUUCUGCUCCCCGUCUUGGCCUGCGGGGUCCGCGCCGACGAGCUCCUGUCUGCGGAACCCGCGCCCGGGCAGUGCCGCCGCUGCUGUGCGCCCGGGGAGCUGCCGCCCUCCGCGCCGGUGCCCUACGUGGUGCCUGAAGUGCGGCCCUACAUCAACAUCACCAUCCUGAAGGGUGACAAGGGGGAGCGCGGGCCGCCGGGCGCGGCGGGGCCGUCGGGCCGCGAGGGCGCGCGGGGCGAGCGCGGCGCGCAGGGCGCCAAGGGCGCGCGGGGCCCCGCUGGCCGGCCGGGGCCGCCGUGCCGCGCGCGCUACGCCGCCUUCUCGGUGGGCCGCAAGGCCGGGCUGCACAGCGGCGACGGCUUCCAGGCGCUGCACUUCGACACGGUCUUCGCCAACCCCGACGGCCACUUCGACAUGCCCGCCGGCCAGUUCGUGGCGCCGCUGCGCGGCCUCUACUUCUUCAGCCUCAACGUGCACAGCUGGAACUUCAAGGAGACGUACGUGCACGUGGUGCACAACGAGGAGGCCGCCGUCAUCCUGUACGCGCAGCCCAGCGACCGCAGCAUCAUGCAGAGCCAGAGCGUGAUGCUGGCGCUGGCGCGCGGCGACCGCGUCUGGGUGCGGCUCUUCAAGCGCGAGCGCGACAACGCCGUCUACAGCGACGACGUGGACACCUACAUCACCUUCAGCGGCCACCUCGUCAAGCCCGAGGACGAGGACGAGGGCGAGGGCGACUAGCGGACCUGGCGGGACGGCUCUUUCCGGACCCCCGCGCGUCCUCUGCUUCUGCUUCUCCUCUCUCCAUCCUUUAAUUUUUUUUUUCUUUUUGGGUCACACCCGGCGAUACUCAGGGCUGACUCCUGGCUUUGCACUCAGGAAUGACUCCUGGCGGUGCUCCGGGGACCCUAUGGGAUGCUGGGGAUAGAACCCGGGUCGGCCGCGUGCAAGGCAAACACCCUCCCCGCUGUGCUAUCGCUCCAGUCUUUCUCCGUCCUCUUUUCGUUUUGUUUUGUUCUACUUGGGCCACGCCCGGUGUGCUCAGGGAUGGCUCCUGGCUCUGUGCUCAGGAAUUCCUUGCUCCUGGCUGUGUGCCGGGGAUGGAACCCAGGUUGGCCCCCGCGCAAGGCAAAGCCUCCCCACUGGACUAUAGCUCCGGCCCCAUCUCUCUUGGGUACAUACUAAGACACGUCCUCACAUCUUAAAUGUUUUAGAACAUUCCCGAGAUGUGCCCGCAGAGCACUGGGGGUCUUGUUGCCAUGCUUUGGGGAGGCCCCGGGGAGCCUGCCAGGCUAGGACAUUCCCAAGGAGAGGUGCUGCUACUGCUGCUUUGGGGAGUGGCUCUGGAACUUUCCCAGCAGGUUCUCCUUCCAGAAAGUUCUGGACUCUUCCAGACCUUCUAGAAUUUCCUGACUCCUUCACUUCUCGCAUCCUUCUAGGAACCUCCUUCUCUGGCCCUCGACUCCCCCUGCCCUUCUUUUUCACACUCCCCUGGACCCCCAACCCCGAGCAAUCAGCACUCACUCAGAGAUGGGGUGGUGGGAGCGGGGAGGGGGUCUCAGGCCCCAUCACUGUCCUGGGGGGGGGGCUCCAGGCUAGCCAAACUGGGGAGAUGCCAGAUUUUGAAAGGAGCCCCCAAGAACAGCGGGGACACCUAGUCGCACAAGUGUGGGUCGGGGUCUUGGGCUCAGAGCCCCUCGUUCCCACCGCUUCCCCUGUGUAGGCCAGGGUCCCUGCCCGCCCCCCUCCCUCCUGCCCGUGCCCAGCUUUCAUUCAGGCAGACCCCAGGUGGGGCGGGGGCCUGGGUCAGGGCCAAGGUGCUUCAAGGGGACGACUCAGGCCCUCGGGGAGGUUUUGGGGUGAAGCCUAGCACCCCCCGCUCCCCCCCCCCGCUGGCCUGGGAGCUCCGGCUCGCUGCCUCCCCCCGUCUGCCCCGACCGGGGUUUCCAAAGGCCCAGCCUCAGUUUCCCCAAGUUCCCCUCCACCGUCACCACGGGUGUCGUCCCCAGGUGCUCUGACCGUCCCUGGCCCCAUGCCCUGCGCUGCAGGCUUUGAGAAAGGUGCUGAGGCCCCGGUGGGUGCCCCCGGCCCCCAGAGCCGCCUCCGGCCGUGCCCCCCCCCCACUCAACCGGGCCCCGGCCAGGAGGAGCGUCCGGCCCGGUGCCCUCAGCAGGUCUGAGACAACUCCGGGGUCCUCCGAGCCACGAGGCCCGCGCGUGGCCCCGGGAGAGGCCAUGGCCAGGGCAGUCCCCCAGGCCCCUCCGUGUUCUCCCCUUGGAGGCCUCCUCCAGGCUGGCCCCCAGCCUUCCCCUCCCCCACCCUGGGGGCCCGGCCCUCUCCUGGGACACACGUGACCUCCACCCACUGGUGCUCACGCAGACACAGACCAAGCCGAGGGGGACUCUGGUGCUUGCGCCCAGCUGAGGCACCUGCAGGUGUGUGUGGGGUGGCCGUGGGGCCCCUGGCUCCCCCCGCCCCCGCCCUGCCUCGCUGCCUCG